Aspergillus versicolor CBS 583.65 is the source of this 1238-nucleotide messenger RNA. RefSeq lists its product as uncharacterized. Gene Ontology annotation, molecular function: ribosome binding. The transcript has a single exon. Gene Ontology annotation, cellular component: mitochondrial inner membrane. Gene Ontology annotation, biological process: intracellular monoatomic cation homeostasis. Lineage: Eukaryota; Fungi; Ascomycota; Eurotiomycetes; Eurotiales; Aspergillaceae. The record is from RefSeq and is a predicted model, not a curated record. Bases 168 to 1088 code for a protein of 306 amino acids.
GAUAUUAUUAGUGUGCUUCUAGCUGAAAGGUUCGAUAUCAAUAUUAUCACAUUAGGGUAGACACCCCCACCGCGCACAGCUCAUCCAAUGCUUUCCCUACCACCGUCCUUUUCCUGUUUUUCUCCCUCUUCUCCUCCGCCACAACUUGGAAGACUGCACCAGCAACCAUGCUGAGCCAACGCCUGCUGCAUCGCUAUCCGCUCCAUGCGCAACUGCGUGCGCGCCCUCGCGCUCGCCCUGCGACGCCGCUGUCUAUCCUGCUCCAGACUCGCUACAAUUCAGCGCAGGCAGGAGCGGCCAUCGACCUCCGUACGACCGUCCCCGCGCCGCUGGACCUGCCCGCCCAACAGCCCGGACAAGGCGCCGCGAGCCACCUGUACGCGACGGGCAAGGCCUACCUGGCCUUCUACCGCACCGGCCUGCGCCAUGUCUGGCUUAACUACCGUAGUGCACGCGGAAUCCAGCGCUCCCUCCGCGACCAAGGCCUGACCGUCCCGCAGGCCAUCGCCAAAGGCCGUCUGACGCGCACGCAAUUCCAGCUCCUGCACCGCAAUCGCCAUGAUAUCCGGCGCGUGCCCCUUUUCGCCCUCCUCUGUGUGUGCUGCGGCGAGCUGACUCCGCUCGUCGUGUUCCUGCUGGCAAACCAGGUGCCGUGGACAUGCCGGACGCCCUCGCAGGUGAGAAAGUCCCGGCAGCGCCAGGACGCGCUGCGCAUCUCCGGCCAGCAGCAACAGAAUAUCGCGCACAAUGGAAACGGCAGAGAGGCACUGGUGCGUGUCUCAGGCGUGCUGGGCUUGCGUGCUCGCUGGCUGCGGCCCCCAAGGGGCGUGCUGCAACGCCGUCUCGACCGCCACGUGAACUACUUGGAAUGCGACGACAGGCUCAUCUUGUCAUCGCCCGAUAAGGAUGGCCCACGCGGGUGGGCUGUGACGGAGGUGGAAUGGGCGCUGGUGGAUCGAGGGAUCAGUGUUUUGGGGAGGUCGGAGGAGGAGCUGAGGGACGCGCUGGAUAACUGGCUGUUGGAUCGCUCGCAGGCUGACGUGCGGAGUCUGCUGCAGCGCAGGGUAGAGGGCUGUUCAACGGCAUAGAUGGUGGCGUGUUGUGAGAUUGAGAUGGCAGGGGUCGGCAGUAGUGGCAAUCCUGGGCCCUGUUCUUGAGUCGAGCAAUACUAGUGCAUUACCAGCUGUAUCAUCUUCGCCUGCUGUAUUACCGUUACCGUAGAUUGCCCUAGGACAGCG